Messenger RNA from Gracilinanus agilis (Agile Gracile Mouse Opossum), 525 nucleotides. RefSeq names its product chromosome 2 C15orf62 homolog (gene C2H15orf62). The record is from RefSeq and is a predicted model, not a curated record. NCBI's taxonomy places the organism in Eukaryota, Metazoa, Chordata, Mammalia, Didelphimorphia, Didelphidae. The transcript has a single exon. Bases 1 to 525 code for a protein of 174 amino acids.
AUGGAGACAUGGCGGAAAGGAUCCUUCCGCAACAACUCUUUCUUCAAACGUCUGAGCCUUGGGAGGCCCCGGCGACUCCGACGGCAAGGCAGCGUGCUCAGCCAGGCCAGCACUGCCGGGGGAGACCAUGAGGAAUACAGUAACCGGGAGGUCAUCCGGGAGCUGAGGGGAAGGCCGGACGGCCGCCGCCUGCCCCUGUGGGGGGACGAGCAGCCCAGAUCCACGCUGCUGGCACCACCCAAACCCCCGCGCCUCUACCGCGAGAGCAGCAGUUGUCCCAACAUUCUGGAGCCCUCCCCUGCAUACGCGGCUGCCUACUCGGCCACCCUGCCCUCCGCUAUCUCCCUGGCUGGAACGCUGCACGAGUAUUCAGAGGACGACUCCCUGGACGCCAGGCCCCUCCAGGGGGCACCCACCGACGUCACUGACCCCUUCUUCUCCUUCAAAGUGGACCUGGGGAUAUCGCUUCUUGAGGAAGUCCUGCAGAUCCUGAGAGAGCAAUUUCCCAGGGACCCAUGGGCCUGA